Molecule: messenger RNA, 1159 nt
Organism: Menidia menidia (Atlantic silverside)
Lineage: Eukaryota; Metazoa; Chordata; Actinopteri; Atheriniformes; Atherinopsidae
Source: the annotation of a GenBank genome assembly
GAACCGCCAUUUAUUUGUGUUCGUCUGCGUCCAGUGUUGUUAAACUAAACCCAGCUUUCAGUGGCUGCCUGGACAUGGAGGGAGACAAAUGCGCGUCCGAGCAGUCGUUCGCCUUCAGUCCUCUCCCGGGCAGGACGCCGUCCUUCCUCCAGGACAGGGACACCUUGGCGCUGUUAAUGAAAUGGUCCAUGCUGGGGAGGCUUUCGUGUCGGUCCUACAGUUUUGACCACAACUUCCACCCUUACAACGCCGAACAGUUUGCACUGUGCUUCUUUAGAGACCCAGAAGUGGUUUCCAGUCUGAGAGACGUGGACUCUGGACUGUGGGUCCCUCUCGACAGGCCGGUGGUGUCCGUCGGCGUGGAGCCCGUCCCCUGCACCCAGGUUUCCAUGGAGAUGUUUGACCCCAUCUACUCUUGUGGCGUCCUGAGGCCCUCGGGGCACGUGGUCAAAUGCCUUCACGACGUGCACCCCGACUACGAUGAACUCCGACGGAUGCUACAGGAGGAGGACUCUGAGCAUUACCAUGUGGUGGGCAGAGAGGCGCGGGGGGAGUUUCUGUUUCGCCUUUUCCAGCACCUAUGCCUGGGGGGGGAGCUCUGCCAGUACGAGGACACCGUGGAUCCUUACAUCCGAGCCACCAGGCAGAUCUACAAAGACCUGAUCAGUGUGCAGAAGGAUCCAGAGACGAAGAGGAUCAGUGUUGUUUCCACCGUGAUCAAAGUGUCGGCCUGUGAUGAGACGGGGCAUCGUUACCCCGGGACUCAGGAGGAGGAGCAGACCUUUGCCUAUUUGAUCGUCGACCCCUUCAAACGACACGUGACCAUAUUCUACCACUUCUACGGCGUGGGACGCUUCACAUUGUGACGGUGAAAAGCAGCAGAGCUCCAUGUUGAAUUGACACUGCAGGAACUUUUCUGAUGGCUUUCAUCCUUAAAUAAGUCAGAUCAAAUCAGUCAAAUGUCGUCAGCAGCUGAGAGCUGUGCAGUUUUUUACUGUUCAGUCAGGUUUUGAGAGUAAAUUAGAAUAAAGUUUUGCUCCAUUAGAGGGAUUUUUUUAGAUGGUUUCAAGUUGUUUCACAUCAUUUAUUUUUGGAAAUAGAGAACUAUAAUGUAAUGUGGAAUAAUUAAACAAAAAACAGAGCAACAUACAGUCCAGAG